This is a messenger RNA of Pundamilia nyererei, 929 nucleotides long. RefSeq names its product RAB3B, member RAS oncogene family (gene rab3b). The transcript is spliced from 5 exons. Lineage: Eukaryota; Metazoa; Chordata; Actinopteri; Cichliformes; Cichlidae. The record is from RefSeq and is a predicted model, not a curated record. Gene Ontology annotation, molecular function: GTP binding; GTPase activity. Bases 231 to 884 code for a protein of 217 amino acids.
GCCGCUGCUGGCGCGUGAGGAGCAGCAGGAGUUGUGUGCAGCAUGUCAUCCUGCCGCCGUGCGUGAAGCAUCUGCGCGCGGACAGAUUCAGACUCUUCAGAUCGUUUCACAGCAAACAUCCGGUCUGCACGCACCUCCUCCUCUCCCCAGCACAGGAGCCACUGCUGAGAAGACACGGAUUUUAUCUGCACACCGAGACACCGAGAGAGCGUCCGAUCCGCCCAGCAGAGAUGGCAAAGGCAGACCAGCGUUUCGGCCAGCGGGAUGGCUCUGACCAGAACUUCGACUACAUGUUCAAGCUGCUGAUCAUCGGCAACAGCAGCGUGGGGAAGACGUCCUUCCUGUUCCGCUACGCCGACGACUCCUUCAGCAACUCCUUCGUCAGCACCGUGGGCAUUGACUUCAAAGUGAAAACGGUGUAUCGCAACGACAAGAGGAUCAAGCUGCAGAUCUGGGACACGGCCGGUCAGGAGCGUUAUCGCACCAUCACCACAGCCUACUACCGCGGUGCCAUGGGCUUCAUUCUCAUGUAUGACAUCACCAACGAGGAAUCCUUCAACGCCGUCCAGGACUGGGCCACGCAGAUUAAGACGUACUCGUGGGAUAACGCCCAGGUGAUCAUGGUGGGCAACAAGUGCGACAUGGACGAGGAGAGAGUGGUACCCCCUGAGAAGGGAAAACACCUGGCUGAUCAGCUAGGCUUCGAGUACUACGAGGCAAGCGCCAAAGAGAACAUCAAUGUGCGGCAGGUGUUCGAGCGCUUGGUGGACAUCAUCUGUGUGAAGAUGUCGGAGCGUGUGGACGUAGAGGCGCCGGCAGCUCCUGGUUCCAAGACCACCAGACUGACCGACAAACCUGCCCAGCUACCUCAGAAGUGCUGCUGAUCGUCUGUCAUACCCCAAGCUCUCAAAAUAAGAAAAAGAAAAAAA